Messenger RNA from Diachasma alloeum, 2323 nucleotides. Its product is annotated as dnaJ homolog subfamily C member 5. Gene Ontology annotation, cellular component: type Is terminal bouton. NCBI's taxonomy places the organism in Eukaryota, Metazoa, Arthropoda, Insecta, Hymenoptera, Braconidae. The record is from RefSeq and is a predicted model, not a curated record. Gene Ontology annotation, biological process: regulation of neuromuscular synaptic transmission. The coding region runs from base 234 to 950 and encodes 238 amino acids. The transcript is spliced from 7 exons.
GAUGUGCGCCAGCGCGUAUGUCGUUUAUGCUUUGGUGUAUACCUCCUCCGGCACCUAACAUCGAGCAGAAAUGUUAGCUCAGUGAAUCAUUCAGUUUUAUUUGAAAUAAAUAAUCGAACCUGAAGAACCUGAACAGUGAAGUAGUUGUGAUUAACUAGUCGCCCAUAGCCAGCGCAGUUCACAAAUCCACAAAUCUCGUUGAAUAUUGGGUUGUAUAUACUUAUAAUAACGCCAUGGAUCGACGAAAAAUGUCAACAUCCGGGGAUUCCCUCUAUCAAACAUUGGAAAUUGCUAAGACAGCAACACCCGAGGAGAUAAAAAAAACUUAUAGAAAACUAGCGUUAAAGUAUCACCCAGAUAAGAAUCCAAAUAAUCCAGAGGCUGCCGAAAAGUUUAAGGAAAUAAAUCGGGCACACGCUAUCCUGACUGAUUUGACAAAGCGCAACAUUUACGACAACUACGGAUCCCUCGGUCUGUAUGUAUCCGAGCAAUUUGGAGAGGAGAAUGUCAAUGCGUACUUCGUCGUGACAUCUGGAUGGUGUAAAGCUCUAUUCUUCAUCUGUGGUCUCCUGACCGGAUGCUACUGUUGCUGCUGCUUAUGCUGCUGCUGUAACUUCUGCUGCGGAAAAUGUAAACCCACACCACCAGAAGAUAGUGGAGUCUACCACAACCUACAGCAGGGCCAGAAUCAACGAGAAAGGCGAAGUGAUGCUUUCGAAAAGGAUGACGGAAGUGAGGAUGAAGCCGUGACGAGUCAGCCAACGAGUGGAGCUGCACAAGGUGCCUCUUCAAACACUGUCUUCGCAAUGCCACCCCCACCAGCGACAACUGCUAAUGAAAGUACGAAUCUGAACAGCGGUGGUCAAGGUGUUAUAUAUACCACCAUCACCAAUCCUUUUGCAGCGGGAGCUGCUGCGGAGGCCGCAGCCCAAGCAGCCACCAAGUGGUAGUUGGGACCAGCCGAUGGAAUUCCGCCACUAUUUCAUGGAUAAUAUUACCAUUGCUGAAUACGUUUACUCUCAGCUGGUGGCAAAAUGUUAUUGUUAGGGAAAUGCAAAAAUAUAUUAUAGUAAUACGUCAACACAGUACAUAAAGCCACUAAGAAAUUUGUUACAUGAAGUAAAAGAAACCUUAUCUCGUCAUUAAGAAUAUCGAAAUCCCUGUACAGAAAUUCCGUUUAGCUGAGUCGCAUGAUUUUAAUCAAUUUCAAAGAAAAGGCACUGACCUUUGUAUAGGUGAAACACGAUACUCGUGUUUAUGACUUUGUUUUCAUGUUGAUUACUCGAUUGAGGGAAAUUAAAUUGUACAAUUAAAAUUCUACGAACAGAGGAUAAUGAAUUAAAAAGUUUGGAUUCAAUUUCACAAUGAAAAAUCACGUCGGUAGAGCGAGCUGUGCGAUUAACUACUCAGUAAUUUGUAAUCUACCACGUUAAUUACCAUGUAUUUGAGAAUUGAGAGGCCUCACCAGAAGAAGAACUAUUCAAAUACGGGGAAAACGUUGGGGUAUGAAUUUUCAGCCGAAAAGGGACGAAAAAAUCUGCAGCAGCACUUGAAAAAUUUAUUCUUUUUCUAGGAACUGGAUGAAUUGAGUUGCAGAUAAUCUGAAAAGGAUAAAAAAUAUUCACAAAUGUUCAAAAAUGCGAGGUGGUGGACAGCUGCAGGCGCCGCCAUCUUGCUUCGCCACCCCUCUGUGGGCAGGAGCUCUAAGAUGGCGGCGCCUCCACCUCGUAUUUUUGAUCAUCUCUUACAAUCAUUUAUCCUCCUCAGAUCACCCUCAACUCGCUUCACCCGGUUUCUGUAGACGGAGCAAAUUUUUUGAGCCAUCUUUCUGAUUUUUCCAUCCCCCUUUGGCUGAAAAUUCAUGGCGCACAGUUUCCCCCGCAUUUCGGUAGUUUUUUUUACUCCCGAGACGUCUUCACAUCAGUGUAUAUGCAGGCAAUACACCACUCAUUCAACAUAAACAUUUCUAGUCCUCAGGAAGAAAUGAUGCGCUCUAGGAACCAAGACUAUGUUUUUCUGACCUCUUAUGACAUUAAUAGUGAAUACAAAUGCCUAAGGUGCCAUUCGAUAUGUUUAUUCGAUUAAUUGACAGACUAUGAGAUCGUUCAUACACGUGUUAAAAAAUUUAAUAGAAAAAUCUAGCGCUAUUCACAGGCGACUUGGGUGACGCCGCGAUUACAAAAUGUAAUCGAUUACCCAGGAUUACGGGACUGAUUACACUGAUUACCACUGCCUAUGUGAUAGGCGUGGUUACCAAGAGCACAGAAUGUGAUUACAUGAUUACAAAUGAUUUCGUCGAUUACAUUCUGUGAUUACCAAACGU